This is a messenger RNA of Brassica napus (rape), 4949 nucleotides long. Its product is annotated as nucleolin-like. The coding region runs from base 1896 to 3038 and encodes 380 amino acids. The transcript has 4 exons. The record is from RefSeq and is a predicted model, not a curated record. Lineage: Eukaryota; Viridiplantae; Streptophyta; Magnoliopsida; Brassicales; Brassicaceae.
CUUAUAAGACUACCAUUAAAACCGAAACUAAGAACAAAAAUUACAUGAUAAACUAUCUUAUUCAUAAAAAAAAAACUAACUUAUUAAAGCAUAAAACUAAAAAUUUAAGCAUCAAGGAGAUUGGUUUCUUCAUUAGCUUGGUCGGUGACAGAGGCGACUUCGCCGAUAGGUAGGAGUUCUUGGUCAUUAGGCGGUUGGUGGUUAGCGGCUUCAGCGGCUCUUCUCAAUGCUGCUCUUUGGGCUAUGGCUGUUGCUUUUGCGGCUUUGGCUUCUGCUUUAGCGUUUCUGGCUUGGGUGGCUCUGUCUUUUGCUUCAAAAAUCUCUUGGUCCCAUCGUUCCAGAAGCUCAUUUAAUCCACCAACCGGAUUGAUAACAGGCCCAUCUGAUGAUCUUCAGACCCAUCAUGUGGAAAAACUCUAGGGGGCGAGUUCCAAGCAAGAAGAACGAAGCUAGUACGCCGGUACACCCAAGAAUAGCCACCCAAUACGUAAACUGAUCUGUGCUGACCAGGAGGAGAAUGACCAUGGAAGCUAGACCCAAUAGUAAGGAUACGACAUGGAGAGUCUUCUUGUACCAGAACCAGAUGUAGGGGAUAGAAAUCUCGUACGCCUUGAAGCUUAGGUACAGAACAAACAACACACCGAAGACGAACAGUCUCACAGUGGGCUUCUCAUUUGGUUUCUUGGUUGCGGUGUUAUCGUUCCUUGAAGCUGCUAUUGCUGUGAACACCAGUGCGAUGACAAGAGAAUUGAUCAACAAAGCGUGGAGAGCAUCGAACACGGUCUUGUGCCUGAAACAAGUUAAAACAAACAACAUCAGAUCUUUAAAUUGUUGAGAUAAGCUUGAAUCAAGAGAUAGCUUGAGAUGCAAGCAAAAGAUCUAAUCCUAUUAUGUUUGAGUCUUAUAAUAUAUUUAGGAGUUAUCUAAGAUAUGUUAUCUAAUAGGAUUAGGAGUUUAUAAUCUCUAUAUAAAGGAUAUGUCAAAGUGUGACAUAAUGUGUGGGAUUUAGAGAUUGAGAGCUUAAGUUUUUGAGUGAGUUUUCUUAAGCAUUAAUAAAGAGAGUUAGUCUUUAUACAAUCUUUGAAUUCUAUAUUUGGUAUCAGAGCCAAGAAGAAGAGAUGAGUGGAAAAAUUGUUGAUGCGGCGGCAACACUAAAACCGAAAGAAGGAGGAUCCUCCUCCAUACGAUGUCCAAUGCUUACCACGACCAAUUAUACGGUAUGCGCACUACAGGAAAUGUGGGUAUUAAUAGCGUCGUAGCAUAGCGUUUUUUGCUUCUCUGCUAUUGUGUAUAAAUACAGGCCUUUAUAAUAGCGUUUUUGAAAUGUAUAAGCUAUCUUUGUAGUCGCGGGAAAAUAAAAUAAUUCAGCCGCGUUAAUUUGGUAAGUGGAGGCGCCUUACCAUUGCAAAUCAAAAACUAAAUGCUAUCGUAUAUGAAAAAAUAUAUUAAAAAUAACUUAAGUAUUAAUCGAAACCGAGACUUCAUUCUCUUCACUUCACUCUCUUCACAUUCCUCAAAAUCAAAACCGACUCAUCGAAGUUCUUCAGAGUUCUCUCGAGUCGAAGCUUCAAUUGGUAUGAGUUUCGAUUUGAUUCUGAGUUUAGAAUAGAGACUGGUUCUCUCGAGUCGAAUCUCUUUGAUUUUGGGUUUCUCUUUGAUUCAAAUCUCUUUUCACAUGCAUGUCCGCGUUAACACAUGAUUCGAUUUUGAUUGUGGGUUUCGAUUAGGUUUCGAUUAGGUUUUGAAUAUGAUUGUGGGUUUCGAUUAGGUUUUGAAUAUGAUUGUGGGUUUCAGUUUGAUUUUGAAUAUGAUUGAAGGUUUCGAUUUGAUUUUGGGUUUAGAUUUUUUGAUCGAAUGGCUUGAUUUGAUUUUGGAUUUGUUUAUCAGUUUCAGAAAUGGCAAAGACAAGAGGACAAGUUGGUUCUCGUCGGAGUAAACGUAAUCAAGGCUUGGAGGUAGUAGAUCAAGAGGACAAGGCACCGCAACUAAAAGUGAAGAAAAGAACAGCAAAGAAAACGGCUUCCCCUAAAAAGAAUUUAGUUUUAACGCCAACGAGAAGAAGUAGUAGAAUCAAGAAAGUGGCUGCUGAAGAUGAUUACAUAGAAGAUGUAACACCUCCUAAGGAUGAUGAGGUAGAAGAUGUUACACCUCCUAAGGAUGAUGAAGUACAAGAUGUAACACCUGCUCAGGAUGAUGAAGUAGAAGAUGAUCAGGCUGAGAAGUCAAUGUCUGAAGAAGAUAAAGACGAUGAAGAGGAUGUCAAUGGGAAAGAGGAUGAAGAAGAUGGCGAUGUCAAUGGGAAAGAGAAUGAAGAAGAUGGAGAUCUCAAUGGGAAAGAGAAUGAAGAAGAACCGGCCAAUAUGGAAGAUGAUGGAGUUCUUAAUGAGAAAGGGAACGAAGAGGAAGCUUGCGAAGAAGAAGCUCGCGAUAUGGAAGAAGAUGGCACUGCGCAAGAUGAUGAGAUUCCUAGUACUGAAGGAGUUGAGCUAGCAGGGGAGGAAGUUUCAAAAAAAAAUAAAAGAGGACCUACAAAGUUGCGUAGAGUGGCUGAAAAUCCCAAUGAUAAGAUUAUGGUCACAUUCAAUGACAUUGGUGAGCAUGUUGGACCUGGUUCAGUAACCCUAUCGUCGUUUCUUGGUCCUCUUGUGAGGGAACAUGUUCCGGUUACACUUGCCGAUUGGAGAAAACUUGAUGCAGCGACUAAAGCAACAAUGUGGGAAGAAAUUCAGGGGAGGUUUAACUUGCAAGAAGAGUGGCAGAAAGCUGUUAUUUUCAAGCAGCUGGGAAAUGUGUGGAGGGCUGGGAAGUCAAGGCUGGUGUCACAAGUACGUGUGGCGAAGACUGCAGCUGAGAGAAUAGCUUUAAAACCGAGCAACAUCCCAUCCCUUCAACUGUGGAACACUUGGGUUAAGAGUAAGACUACCAAAUCUUUCACAGAAACGAGUAACAAGUACAGAGCGAUGAGAAGAAAUCAGAUUCCUCACACCACCAGCCGCAAAGGAAUGCUUCGUUUAGCUGAUGAUAUGGUAAAAGAGUAGUCAAACAUCUACAUAUUGUAGAUCAGCUUGUUAGAUUAAAAUGGUAGUGAGAUAUGUUUGUUUUCAUAUAGAAAAAAAAGAGUAAAGACCCAAGUAAGGUGAGUAGAUCCAAGGUUUGGAUUGCGGGACACACUCAUGCUGAUGGCAGACCUGUGAAGCCCCAGUUUGCUGAGACUAUUGUAAGCAUUAUGGAAGUUGUAUAUUGUGUAUAGUUAAUAGACUAUGGCAAUGAAUGAUUUUGUGUUUAAAUGAUUGUAUCAGGAACAAAUACAGUCACUUGACAGUCGGAUGGACUCCACAUCAGCUGCUGAUAACAUAAGGGAAGAUGCUGUGAGCAAGGUUUUGGGAAAAGACAAACCUGGACGAGUAAGGGGCUUUGGUAGAGGGAUUACAGCUAAUAAGCUAGCAUAUCUGCAAUUUAGAGACGCUAAGAUUGCAGAAAUGAAAAGUGAGAUUAAAGGGGAUGGUGCGAGAAUUAGCUGAGAAGAAGGUAAUCCUUUUCAUUACCUUUGGUCAAUUAGUUUUAAGAAAUUUACGAUUUCCGUUGCCUUUUCUCAGAAAAGUAAUGUUGAUGCUGAAACAUCUGAGAGUAGUGGUGGAUUCAAAGAAGGAGCCAGAGUACAAAUACUGGAUUGGAUUGAAUCAGAGGAUGUUGUUGUUGGUGAAGGAGAAUUCUGCUCUGCUGAACCGAAGUACAAAGUUGGUCGUAUACCAAUUGGUCCUAAUGCAGUGGCUAUCGUAGUUAAGUAUGCACUAAGCGCAUCAGCUUCACUCUAGAGGCCUACUACGGAUGUGUUAACUCUUGAUGAAGCUGUGGGAUACAAGAUAUCUUGGCCAAUGGAUAAAGUGAUUUUGGAUAAGGAUCCAAACUGUUCUGAAGAUUUAUCUAUGCAAAGCAAGGAAGGUGAAUAUCGAAGAUGCAAGAUAUAUGAUUGGACCAAUGAUGAGGACGAGGUCAUUGCUGAAGGUCUCGUGUGCUCUUCAAAAUCCAAAGACAUGGUUAACAACAUACCUCUGGGUCCCAAUGCUGUUAGUGUCGAAGUAGUGAAGGUGUUCAAUGAUCAAGCAUAUUUGUGGAGGCCAACCGCUGAUAUGUUCUUGAUUGGUGAUGCACUUAGCGAGAAAAUAGCAUGGCCAGUCCUAAAGGUUGAAGUCAUGCCUACACCUGCUACAGAAGUAACACCAACUAAAUGUGCAGGGAAGAAAAUAGCAUCACCUUCGAAGCCAGCCAAGAAAAAAGCAGUGGUAUGUAAUUGACAUGAAGUUAAAUUUUUUUAUUUGCCUGAUGAUUGAUGUUGCGUCCUUGAUUGAUGUUGGAACUUGCUUCUGUCAUCUUGUUUGAGUUGUAGAGUCCAGGCAGCACUAGUUCGACCAGAAGUCCGAAGCAGAAGUGCACUCUCUUGGAUUGCAACAACUCUGGACGUAAGGUAGCUGAAGGAAGGGUAGCUUCAACGGAUCCGAAUGAGUUGUGCCACUUUGUACCCCUAGGUCCAAAUGCAAGCAAGGUGUGGAUUGAUGUGGCUAAGAUCGGUGAUGCAAAAGUCUGGAGGCCAAAUUCAGAGAUUGAAUACAUAUCUGAUGCAAUGGGUUCGGUUGUGGCAUGGCCAAAUGACAAAAUCAAGUUUGUCUAAAAUUGUCGUCUGAAACAUUUUUCAAGUUGGUUCUCAUCGGCUAUGUAUUUCUAGUGUGUGAUCGAAUGUUUAGGUACUUUUUUACUCGGUUGAAAUCAUGUAUGAUAUUAUGUAACAGUUAGCAGACAAAAAAACAAAAAUUAUGUGUUAUAUUAUGAUAUAAGGUUAUGUGUGAAAAUGUUUAGCUUGUUAACCCCUAUACCCUUAAGUGCAUAAUUUUACAUUAAACCAUAAGCUUUAAAAAUUAAAUCCACAGACGGGAAGACCAAAAAUUAAAAUC